Falco peregrinus (peregrine falcon) is the source of this 2615-nucleotide messenger RNA. RefSeq names its product twinfilin actin binding protein 2 (gene TWF2). Gene Ontology annotation, cellular component: myofibril; actin filament; cytoplasm. The coding region runs from base 118 to 1368 and encodes 416 amino acids. NCBI's taxonomy places the organism in Eukaryota, Metazoa, Chordata, Aves, Falconiformes, Falconidae. The record is from RefSeq and is a predicted model, not a curated record. Gene Ontology annotation, biological process: positive regulation of neuron projection development; barbed-end actin filament capping; regulation of lamellipodium assembly. Gene Ontology annotation, molecular function: actin filament binding; actin monomer binding. The transcript has 11 exons.
CUCCCCGGGGCGGCGCGCGGCGCUGCGGGCUCCGGAAGCGGCGGCGCUGCCUGCGGAGCCGUUUCCUGCCCGGGACGCGGCGGAGCGGAGCGGAGCGGAGAGGAGCCGAGCGGAGCCAUGACUCACCAGACCGGCAUCCACGCCACCACGGAAUUAAGGGACUUCUUUGCCAAAGCCCGAAACGGUUCAGUUCGGCUCAUCAAGGUCAUUAUCGAGGAUGAACAGCUUGUGCUGGGAGCGCACAAAGAGCUGUUGCGGCGCUGGGAUGCUGACUACGAUGCCUUCGUGCUGCCCUUGCUGGAUGAGCAGCAGCCCUGCUACGUGCUGUACCGCCUGGACAGCCAGAACGCCCAGGGCUACGAGUGGCUCUUCAUCUCCUGGUCCCCUGACAGUUCCCCGGUCCGGCUGAAGAUGCUGUAUGCUGCCACCAGAGCGACGGUGAAGAAGGAGUUUGGUGGGGGGCACAUAAAGGACGAGAUGUUUGGAACAGUGAAGGAGGACGUGUCCCUGAGCGGCUACCAAAAGCAUGUGUCUUCCUGCUCCGCCCCGGCCCCGCUGACAGCAGCCGAGCAGGAGCUCCAGCAGAUCCGCAUCAAUGAGGGUCACAUGGCCCAGGACCUGCCUUCCCUGGCUUCCAGCAGAGAGAUGGUACACCUCCAUCCUCCUGGCGUGUCCGUGUGUCCCCCACCCCUUCUCGUUUCACACGAGAUCCCCCUGUCCCUGCACAGGGUGCUGUUGACAGUGUAUCUCCUCUCCCCACGCUCGCAGGAUUCCUGUUCCCAGGACUCGAGCACCGAGAUGGUGAAGACAGAGAUCAGUGUGGAGAGCAAGCAUCAGACCCUGCAGGGCCUGGCCUUCCCCCUGCAGCUGGAUGCUCAGCAAGCCAUCCAGGCGCUCAAGCAGAAGAAAAUCAACUACAUCCAGCUGAAGCUGGAUCUGGAGCGGGAGACCAUUGACCUGGUGCACACGAGCCCCACAGAGAUCGCCGACCUGCCCAAGAGGAUCCCCCAGGACUCGGCUCGCUACCAUUUCUUCCUGUACAAGCACUCGCAUGAGGGAGACUACCUGGAGUCUGUCGUCUUUAUCUACUCCAUGCCUGGGUACAAAUGCAGCAUCAAGGAGCGCAUGCUCUACUCCAGCUGCAAGAGCCGGUUGCUGGACACUGUGGAGCAGGAAUUUUGCCUGGAGAUAGCCAAGAAGAUAGAGAUUGACGAUGGAGCCGAGCUGACGGCAGAGUUCCUCUACGAGGAGGUGCACCCCAAGCAGCAUGCCUUUAAGCAGGCCUUCGCCAAGCCCAAGGGGCCCGUGGGGAAGCGAGGACAGAAGCGGCUGAUCAAGGGGCCGGGAGAGAACGGCGAGGACAGUUAGAUGCCGCAGGACCGGGCGGUGAACGGACAGCAUCCCCGCGGCACUUGCCGGCUUCCUCUCCACUGACCUGGGGAUCUUUCCCUCCCUCUCAGCCUUUUUUUUUUUUUCCCUUUUUUUUUUUCUCUCCUAUUUCAUUCCUUUUUUAAACAUCAGGAUGGCUUGUUGCACUUGGGGGCAGAGUGAUGGGAGGGUCAGGGCUGUCGGUGUUUCUUUUCCCCAUGUCCUUGUGCAAGCCCAGGGGCUGCUGCUGGCGGAGGACGGGAGCAGCAGGGCAAUGAGCCCAGCCUUGCUCCUGUCCCCCCCCCCCCCCCCCCCAGGGUCACAGACGCUGCUUUUGGUGUCCCCUGGGUGACUGAAGGACAUGCUUGCCUGCAAGCUGCUCUAUGCAAAGGGAAGGGGCUGGCAUUGGGGAUUCCUGUUCGAAAAGAGAAAACGCUUCUUUCCCUGCUCCCCUAGCUCCCAGAUUUUUCUCCCCUGUCCUGCUCUUGGUGUGCAUGGCCCCUCUGCACCAGGCCUGGAGUGAUCAUCCUGCACCCCCUCAGGGUUGCAGGCAGGACCCCCCACCGCAGGGUGGGCUUUGCUGACAUGGGUUUGACCCUGCGGGGAGCCAGCCAGGGGUGGUGGAAGGUUCCACAAGUCCUAAGCUCAGCCUGGCCCUGGAAAAAGUUCAUUCUGCCUUUGGGUGAUGUUUGCAUCCCCUUUUUGACCAAUCCCCCCAAGUUUUUACCCCUCAGAGGGAGCUGUUACAGCCCUGACUCAGCCCCAUCCUUGUUUAGGAUGGGAGCUGGGGGGACCCUGAGCCCUGCCUCCCCCACUACAUGCCCCAGCCCCUACUGUCACCUGCCAGGUUUGCUGCCAGCUCUCUUAAAAAUCACAUGGGCUACCCCAAAUCCUGGUGUGGGGAAGUGGGACAGCCCCUGUGUGCCCCCCAGGGAUGUCCCCAGCCACCAAGGGCCACCAUUGGCUCCAAGGGCCGAGCUUGGCACUGCAAGCUGGGCUUCACUAGGGGUCUGGGGAGAGAGCACCUUGCUGCUGGGUACCAGCAAGGGCUCGAGAGCCGCCCGCCUCACCGGGAGGAUGGAAACGGGGUCGGUGAAACCUGCCCUCUGCUUUCCAGCUGUGGCGGUGGACGUGCCGACGUUGCCUUGACUUCAGUGGAGCGGGCGGUGGGAGGGGUUGAAGCUGGAGGGAGCAGAGCACACUGUACUGAACGCUGUAUUUUCUAAAGAAUUAAAGUAUUUUUAAAA